GUAAUACUCAUUUGGAAUUUUGUUCCGUCGCUGUAUAGUCGUAUAAUUGUUUCAUAUUGCAUUCUUCUUGUGAGGGUAACAAUUUCAGCUGUUCAUUAUGGCUCGGAAAGCAGCCCUUCCCAUCCUCAUGCUUGUGUUGACUGUGGUCUCAUGCAUCUUUGGUGCCCCAGCAAAACAAGAUGUACCUCCUCAAGCAAAGAGUGUUCAAGAUGUACCAUCUCAUAUCACAAAGGGAGAUGUGCUGUUGCUCAAAGAAAAGCUGGAGGAACUAGAAGCAGACUUAGACCAGCUCGAACCCCAGGUUCCUGUAGAAACGACAGGCGACGACGAUGAAGACGAGGCUGACAUUGAACCAGUCGAUGAAACUGACGAAGAGGAGGAGAUCGCACGACCACCGGUUGAGAAGGUGCCAGACAUUCCAACACCAGUCGAACAACAGCUACCCGAGAGUGUACCCGCCAAACACGAAAUGGAAUCCGAUCUCGUCGUCGAACAUCCGGAGGAGGCGAAGGAUGAGGGGUUAGUGGGAGAAGGAGGCGCGCAAGAUGACGGCGUAGAAGCUGAUGGCGAGUGGGGAGAAGAAGAGGCGGUGCAUGAAGGCAUCAUGCCGUAUCGCGACCCUGUAGAUGAUGACCUGUAUCUGAGGAAACUUAUUGUUCAGGCUUUGACCGUUCUUUAUCGGAAGGAUGCUGAUCGAAUCGAUACGAUGCUACAGGGAUACGAGAACCAACUGCUAGAGGAUGACGUCUUUUCAGAAAAUAUCGCCCCUGCACCUCAAGAUCUGAGACCAAAUCCGGGAAUGGGAGGACAGAAAAUGGAAGCUAGUGUCUUUGCAGAACGACCUUUCACUAACGAAGAACUUCACCAAGAAGAAGUUUUACAAGCUAUGGCGGCAAAGAAAAAACAAGACAUAAACACCGCCGAACAUGCUCUGCUUUUUGAUAUGCAAACAUUCGAAGGUGAGGGAAUAACUCUGGAUGACCUCCUCAAAGAUCUCGAGGACAAGAAGAAGAAUCCCCAAAGUCAAGUACCUCUUAUGGAACCACGAAAUGCAAUAAAUGAAACUGACGAGGAAGAAGAGGCAAUGUUUGGAGAGUACAAAGAGGACGUCGGAGGCGUAAACGACGUCGACAAGGAAGAAGAAGACCUAGCACUCUCCCUUCAGGAGCUGCAGAAGACCAGCAAUGAAGGGGUCAAUGAUGUGGAACAUGAAGUCGACGAUGAUGAGGAGGAGGAUGCCGAUGAUUUGCUGAUGGAGCUCAUGUUGAACCUGAACACUUCACUGAAGAAACUCGAAGAGCAUAAAGCCGCAUUGCCCAAAUAAAAACUUGAUUUGUAAAAUAUUGAAGGAUUCCCAAGCUUAUUAAAGCUUUAGAAUUCCUUAUGACUGUUUCUUUAAGAUGAAAUCCAACAUUUAUAAUUUGGCAUUUUGUUUUGAAUGAAGUUGACUGGCGAAUGUUUGAACGAAACCGAACAAACGGUACCAAAGUUAUGAAUGUUUUUAAAAUUGAUAUCACUAUACAUAUGGGAACUUCUGUUUUCGAAUUUAUAAUGCAUCUGUGACGUAUUAUCGAUAACCCUCACAUUCGCUCCUAUGCACAAAAUAGCUAUCUUUACUCCAUAACAGAGCAGGAUUUCUUUUAACUGGAAGACAUUAAAAAUAACAUGCCACACUUCAUAUCCAAGAAAAAUGCCCUAUGCAAUUGUGUGUGUGUGUGU
This is a messenger RNA of Strongylocentrotus purpuratus (purple sea urchin), 1719 nucleotides long. RefSeq lists its product as uncharacterized. Bases 98 to 1324 code for a protein of 408 amino acids. The transcript is spliced from 10 exons. The record is from RefSeq and is a predicted model, not a curated record. Lineage: Eukaryota; Metazoa; Echinodermata; Echinoidea; Camarodonta; Strongylocentrotidae.